CUCUCUCCUCUCUCUCUCUCUCUCUCUCUCUCUCUCUCUCUCUCUCUCUCCAAAACUUGGAUAUUUGAGGUCCCACAAUUGGUUUUAGAAUUUUCCCAUUUCUUUAUCUUGAGGUCCGUUCUCACAACUUUCUCUUUCGAUUUCGAUCCAUCCACACCUUUCACUUCAAAUUCUGAUUUGUGUUUCUAUCUUUUUCCAAUUUCCAACUGGGUUUUCUUUUAUUUGCUUCAUUUCCUUCGAUUUCCCAUCUGGGUCUCCACACUUCAAUUCUCCCGUUUCUUUGACCUUUCUUUCUACUAGUCUCCCCUCCCGUCUUCUUCUCCAACUCUCUCUCUCUCUCUCUCUCUCUCUCUCUAUAUAUAUAUAUAUAUUCCAAUUGGGUGUUCUCUUUCUUCUUUCAAUGAAUCCAAGUUACCACUUUUACAACUCCACAUAUCCCAUUUGAUUUGAGCUCUUGAGGCCGCUGAUUUUGUUUAGACCUUGCAACAGAAGGAAUAAAGAAAUGAAGUGUUUCUUUUAUUUCAAGGAAAAAUGCAAGAGCAAAAGAGAAGGAUCACAAUCCGCUCCAGAAUUGAGAAACAGAAGCAAUCCGGUUUUGGAUCGCACAACGAAAUCUUCGAGUUCAGUGCCAUCUCCGAAGAGCAUACCAGAAUUGUACAGAGAAAAGGAGCAGAAUUUGAGAGUUUUCUCCCUCCAAGAGCUGCGGGAAGCAACAAAUAGUUUCAACAGGUUGCUUAAGCUCGGGGAAGGAGGUUUUGGGAGUGUUUAUAAAGGAACAAUCAGGCCUGCCGAUGGAGAAAGGGGUAGUCCGAUUUUGGUUGCCAUCAAGAAGUUAAACCCUCAGAGUUUACAGGGUCAUAAAGAAUGGCUUGCGGAAGUUCAAUUUCUUGGCGUCGUAGAGCACCCAAAUCUGGUAAAACUUUUAGGUUACUGUUCUGUAGAUGGAGAAAGAAGGAUACAACGGUUGUUGGUGUAUGAAUUUGUGCCUAAUAGAAGCUUAGAAGACCUUUUCAACAGGGCUUUGCCCACAUUGCCUUGGAUAACAAGAUUACAGAUUAUGCUUGGUGCUGCUCAAGGAUUGGCUUAUCUGCACAUGGGACUCGAAGUCCAGGUAAUAUUUCGAGAUUUCAAAUCCUCAAAUGUGCUAUUGGAUGAAGAAUUUAGGCCAAAGCUCUCAGACUUCGGGCUUGCUAGAGAAGGACCAACGGAUGACCGUAGUCAUGUAUCAACCUCGGUGGUGGGGACUUACGGAUACGCAGCCCCAGAAUAUAUUGAAACGGGCCAUCUCUCAACUAGUAGUGACUUGUGGAGUUUUGGUGUGGUGCUGUACGAGAUCCUAACAGGCAGGCGUGUCUUAGACAAGAACCGCCCUACAGCAGAACAGAAGCUUCUUUACUGGGUUAGACAGUUCCCUGCUGACAGUAAAAGGUUCAGCAUGAUAAUAGAUCCCCUACUGAGAGACCAGUACUCUCUUACUGCAGCUCGGAAUGUUGCCAAGUUGGCCGAUAGCUGUCUGAACAAGAACGCAAAGGAACGGCCAACAAUGAGUCAGGUGGUAGAGGUGUUGGAGCAAGCUCUACAAGAUUCACAAGGGAGCACCAGUUCUUCAAAGACAAGUUCUGAGGCAUCUACGUCCAAAUCGGCGAAGCGGAGACCCAAGUAGGAUUGAUAUAAAGAGAGUGCACUAUAUAUAAAUACUAGUGGUGUGUUGUGACUAAGUUCUCUAUAAAUAUUCUCAACAGAUUCAAAUGGUUGCAUAUUAUAACAUUCUUUUUCAGGGACUUCCAGGUACAAGUCUCAAAUUCAUCAUCCUUAGGUAUCGAAUCCGGAAACUAUGUAAAUCUCUUAGGUCCUGAUGCACGUUAUUGCUAUAAGAGAACAAACGUUAUUUUUUUUUCCUAUUGUAAUAAUUUGGAUGGAGGAAGGCAAUUAAACAAGGACAGACACAGUAGAUUGGUCUGUAAUUGCGUUCAAUCUCCAUUCCGAUACCUAGCCCUUUUUCUUU
This is a messenger RNA of Malus domestica (apple), 2005 nucleotides long. RefSeq names its product probable serine/threonine-protein kinase PBL19. The record is from RefSeq and is a predicted model, not a curated record. NCBI's taxonomy places the organism in Eukaryota, Viridiplantae, Streptophyta, Magnoliopsida, Rosales, Rosaceae. Gene Ontology annotation, molecular function: ATP binding; protein kinase activity. Gene Ontology annotation, biological process: protein phosphorylation.